UGACAGGUGGAGGAAAUGUUUUUGGCCUUGGAGAGCAGGGCUCCACGCAAAAAUAGGCUUGCCCUUUUUUUUUUUUUUUGCAGUACGCGGGCCUCUCACUGUUGUGGCCUCUCCCGCUGCGGAGCACAAGCUCUGGACGCGCAGGCUCAGCGGCCAUGGCUCGCGGGCCCAGCCGCUCCGCGGCAUGUGGGAUCUUCCCGGACCGGGGCACGAACCCGUGUCCCCUGCAUCGGGAGGGGGACUCUCAACCACUGCGCCACCAGGGAAGUCCUAGGCUUGCCUUUUAUCCAGCCCUCUGCACUUCUAGUAAAUGCCCUGGAGAGACGUCAGGACAAUGGAACCUGUCUUCCACGGGGGCACUCUGGCUCCUGCAAGGUGAAAAUGGAGCUGGCGCUGGUGCCCCCGAAUGCCCACGGCACCUUCUAUGAGGGGGACUGCUACAUCAUCCUCUCGACCCAGAGAGCGGGCAGCGCCCUCUCCCAGGACAUCCACUUCUGGAUUGGGAAGCACUCCUCGCAGGAUGAGAAGAGCUGCGUAGCCAUCUACACUACGCAGCUGGAUGACUACCUGGGGGGCAGCCCCGUGCAGCACCGGGAGGUCCAGUGCCACGAGUCUGACACCUUCCGCGGCUACUUCAAGCAGGGCAUCAUCUACAAGAAGGGGGGUGUGGCCUCCGGGAUGAAGCACGUGGAGACCAAUACCUAUGACGUGAAGCGGCUGCUGCACGUGAAGGGGAAGAGAAACAUCAGGGCCGCCGAGGUGGAAAUGAGCUGGGACAGUUUUAACCGAGGUGAUGUCUUCCUGCUGGACCUUGGGAAGGUCAUCAUCCAGUGGAAUGGCCCAGAGAGCAGCAGCAGGGAGCGUCUGAAGGCUAUGCUCCUGGCAAAGGAUAUUCGGGACAGGGAGCGAGGGGGCCGUGCUGAAAUAGGAGUGAUCGAGGGAGACAAGGAGGCGGCCAGUCCAGAGCUGAUGAAGGUCCUUCAGGACACCCUCGGCCGGCACUCCAUUAUCAAGCCUGCGGUCCCCGAUGAGAUCACAGAUCAGCAGCAGAAAUCAAACAUCACGCUGUAUCAUGUCUCAGACUCAGCUGGGCAGCUGGCGGUCACAGAGGUAGCAACGAGGCCUCUGGUCCAGGGCUUACUGAACCAUGAUGACUGCUACAUCCUGGACCAAAGUGGAACCAAGAUCUAUGUGUGGAAAGGAAGAGGAGCCACAAAGGUUGAGAAACAGAUGGCCAUGUCUAAAGCUCUGAACUUCAUCAGGAUGAAGGGCUACCCCAGCAGUACCAACGUGGAGACCGUCAGUGACGGUGCCGAGUCAGCCGUGUUCAAGCAGCUGUUCCAGAAGUGGUCAGUGAAGGAACAGACCGUGGGUCUGGGGAAAACAUUCAGCAUUGGUAAAAUCGCUAACGUUUUCCAGGAUAAAUUUGAUGUGACUCUGCUGCACACCAAACCAGAGGUGGCAGCCCAGGAAAGGAUGGUUGACGACGGCAACGGCAACGUUGAGGUCUGGAGAAUUGAAAACCUGGAGCUGGUCCCCGUGCAGCAUCAGUGGUAUGGCUUCUUUUAUGGGGGAGACUGCUAUCUGGUUCUCUAUACGUACGAGAUGCACGGGAAGCCGCACUACAUCUUGUACAUCUGGCAGGGCCGCCACGCCUCACAGGAUGAACUGGCAGCCUCGGCACACCAGGCGGUGGAGGUGGACCGGCAGUUUGAUGGGGCCCCUGUGCAGGUUCGGGUUACCAUGGGGAAGGAGCCACGCCACUUCAUGGCCAUCUUCAAAGGAAAGCUGGUUAUCUUUGAGGGUGGGACUUCCAGGAAGGGAAAUGCCGAGCCCGAUCCUCCGGUAAGGCUCUUCCAGAUUCAAGGAAAUGACAAAUGUAACACCAAAGCGGUGGAGGUUCCAGCCUUCACCUCCUCCCUAAACUCCAAUGAUGUCUUCCUGCUGCGGACCCAGGCAGAGCACUACCUGUGGUAUGGCAAGGGGUCUAGUGGGGAUGAGCGGGCAAUGGCUAAGGAGCUGGCCGGGCUUCUCUGUGAUGGCACCGAGAACACCGUGGCUGAGGGCCAGGAGCCAGCUGAGUUCUGGGACCUGCUGGGAGGAAAAACUCCCUAUGCCAAUGACAAAAGACUACAGCAGGAAAUCCUAGAUGUCCAGUCCCGUCUCUUUGAAUGUUCCAAUAAGACUGGCCGGUUCACUGUCACUGAGAUCACAGACUUCACCCAGGAUGACCUGAACCCAGAUGACGUGAUGCUCCUGGAUACCUGGGACCAGGUGUUCCUGUGGAUUGGGACUGAGGCCAACGCCACAGAGAAGGAGAGCGCUCUUGCUACCGCCCAGGAGUACCUGCACACUCACCCCAGCGGCCGAGACACCGGCACACCAAUCCUGAUCGUUAAACAGGGGUUCGAGCCUCCCAUAUUCACAGGCUGGUUCUUGGCCUGGGACCCUCACAUUUGGAGCGCAGGGAAAUCAUAUGAACAGUUAAAAGAAGAGCUGGGAGACGCCGCUGCUAUCACGAGAAUCACUGCUGAUAUGAGGGACACAACCCUCUCCCUGAAUUCUGAGCCAAAAUAUUACCCCAUAGAAGUUCUGUUGAAAAAUCAGAGUCAGGAGUUGCCUGAGGAUGUGAACCCUGCCAAAAAGGAGAACUACCUCUCUGAACAUGACUUUGUUUCUGUGUUUGGCAUCACAAGAGGGCAAUUUGCUGCUCUGCCUGGCUGGAAACAGCUCCAGAUGAAGAAAGAAAAGGGGCUUUUCUGAGGCAAGAAGGCAUCUGCCUACUGCAAGACCCCAGAAGAAAGCAGAGAGUGCCAGUACCAGGAAAGAAUUUCUCUACUAAUUUCUGCCUAACAUCCAGCUACUUAAUGUUGAUACAGUAGGCUCUGCAAAUCACGGCAUGUUCUCCAUUUUUCUCAUUCCUGCGUUCCUUAGUUGUUAUAUACCUAAAAUGUUAGCUGCCCACUUUUUAAUUUUUGUGGCCUCAGCAGAAAGCACUAAGACUGCAGGAAUCUGGAGAAGUCAAAAGUAAGAGAACAAAAAAACUAAGUUUAAAGUGUUUAUUUAAUACUGGGGCAAGGGCCUAAGUUUGUUUUAAAUCUUAAGAUUGGUAUUUCCUAUUUAACCCACAAAUCAUUGAAGUUAUUCACAUAUACACCCUGAAGUCAAAAUCUAAAUGCUCAGAACUGGAUGUGCCAGAGAUUUUUAAAUUUUCAAAUAAAGAUAGCUGUAAGAGCAAAUGGGAGUUCUUUUCAGUAUUUUGGGUCUGCCCAUGAUGGUAACUAUUUUGUUCUACUGGGAGAAAUGUCUCAGUACUGGACAAGUAAAGAGGCACUGCCGAGUGAGCUCUCUGGAUAACUGGAAUCCCUCUUGACCUAAGAAUGCCAAAAUCUGCCUUACAGCUGUCCAGGAAACCUCAGUCCCCACCCAUCCACACCCCACUAUCCAGAGGAGAAACAGGGCCAUGUGUUAUUAAUUUCAGUAAUGAGGCCAGAAUCAGUGCAUAUACCACUGCAGAGAGCCUUCAAAGCACGCUACAGACAUCAACAAAUGAACCACAUUUUCCAGACAACUCCAAGUUUGAGUCAACAAUUCCAAAAGAAUCCAUGUGGCACAAGUAAUGUAACUGGGGAAGUUCCAGGAUAGAAGCAUCGUCCAAAGCGUCACAAAGCGAAACCGAACAAGAGAGUUCUAUGUCACAGGAGUAGGAUGGAGCAAGGUAGACAUUUCAGGGACACCACAAUAAAUCUGCGUUGAAGGGAGCAGCAGCACAGCUGGUGAUGC
Physeter macrocephalus (sperm whale) is the source of this 3783-nucleotide messenger RNA. RefSeq names its product advillin (gene AVIL). The record is from RefSeq and is a predicted model, not a curated record. Gene Ontology annotation, cellular component: cytoplasm; actin cytoskeleton. The coding region runs from base 16 to 2763 and encodes 915 amino acids. Gene Ontology annotation, molecular function: actin filament binding; phosphatidylinositol-4,5-bisphosphate binding. Lineage: Eukaryota; Metazoa; Chordata; Mammalia; Artiodactyla; Physeteridae. Gene Ontology annotation, biological process: actin polymerization or depolymerization; cytoskeleton organization; actin filament severing. The transcript has 19 exons.